CAGUUAGCCAACUUACUGGACGAAAUGACAUUUGCCUGUGAGCAUAAACAAUCCAAACUCUUUCUUAUGUUUGAUUGUGAUCAUGGCGGUCGGUAAAAAUAAAGGCCUUUCGAAGGGCGGUAAAAAGGGUGUUAAGAAGAAGAUUGUAGAUCCCUUCACCCGUAAAGACUGGUACGAUGUUAAAGCACCGUCCAUGUUCGCCAAGAGACAAGUGGGCACCACCCUUGUCAACCGUACCCAGGGUACGAAAAUCGCGUCCGAAGGUCUGAAGGGGCGCGUGUUUGAGGUGUCACUAGCUGACCUUCAAGCCGACACUGAUGCUGAGAGGUCUUUCCGCAAGUUCCGUCUCAUCGCCGAGGAUGUCCAGGGCCGCAAUGUGCUCUGCAACUUCCACGGAAUGGACCUUACCACUGACAAGCUCAGAUGGAUGGUCAAGAAAUGGCAGACGCUGGUGGAAGCCAACAUUGAUGUGAAGACCACCGACGGCUACCUGCUCCGAGUGUUCUGCAUCGGAUUCACCAACAAGGACACGCUGAGCCAGCGCAAGACUUGCUAUGCCCAGCACACCCAGGUCCGCGCCAUCCGCAAGAAGAUGUGCGAGAUCAUCACCCGUGACGUCACCAACUCUGAGCUGCGCGAGGUCGUCAACAAACUGCUCCCCGACUCCAUCGCCAAGGACAUCGAGAAGGCCUGCCACGGCAUCUACCCUCUCCGCGAUGUGUGCAUCAGGAAGGUGAAGGUGCUGAAGCGGCCGCGGUUCGAGAUCUCGAAGCUGAUGGAGCUCCACGGCGAGGGCGGCGGCAAGCGCGGGGAGGCGGGCGACAAGGCGGAGCGCCCCGAGGGCUAUGAACCGCCCGUGCAGGAGAGCGUCUAAAUAUAUGACUACAACUUA
Molecule: messenger RNA, 892 nt
Organism: Leguminivora glycinivorella
Lineage: Eukaryota; Metazoa; Arthropoda; Insecta; Lepidoptera; Tortricidae
Gene: RpS3A
Product: 40S ribosomal protein S3a
Exons: 7
Coding region: 83-874 (263 amino acids)
Biological process (GO): translation
Cellular component (GO): cytosol; ribosome
Molecular function (GO): structural constituent of ribosome
Source: RefSeq, a predicted model, not a curated record